AUGUCAAUGAGCCUCAAACAGAUGAGGGUAGUCCUCAAUUCCGGACGCUGGCAGCUUCGAGGCUCAUGCAAAGCCUCCGGAAGCUUCGGUCGCACAAAUAGAUGGUACGCGACACAGAAUCUGGCCAAAGGUGGGCGGCCUUUGGCAUACACAUGGCUCGCAAAGACAGCAGAAGAGACAACGCCAGAUGAUAUUUUGACCAGUCUUCCUUCAGGGCCUGUGAGCCCAUCAGGUGCACCCGCUUCUGUCCCUCUCCUCCUCGUCACCCCAAGCUUCGCCCACUGGCUUGAUUCUUCUAGCCCUUUCUUGUCGCAAUUUCUCAGUCGCCUUUACGGCGACUCACCAGGCAACGAUACCCUCUAUGCCGUUACAGCCGUGGUCGACGCACUCCCGAAUACUACAUCCGGAAGCCCAAAUUUAAGUGAGUCUGAAGGACUGUCGCUUCUGGCAGUAGGGCAAUCAGGUGUCCAGGCAAAGGCUGCACCACCCCGUCUUAUCAGAAGCUCUGCCAGUGAGGAAGCCAAUCUCUCGUUUUCAUUCCAAACCGAAAUGAUUGGUCAACCUGCGCACGAGGUUGGAUUGCGCCUAGCGAACACUAUAUUUGUCAAUGGGAGAGAAACCACAAUAUUUGGUACACGCUGGCUUUGGGAUAAAACCUCAAACAGAUAUGCUUUGGACAAUUCGACCGAUUUCACAAGCUGCAUGGUCACAGCCACUUCCCAGGCUGUAGAUACCGCAUUGGAGUUGCCAUUGCAUCCAGUCACCGAACGACGGAGAGUCAUGACUAGCAUGGGAAACAUUUUACGGCAACUAGCAAAAUCAACGGAUGUGAGGUCAAUGGACACAAUGCCUGCUUCGUCGGAGCUCGAGAAGGAACUUCCCCGUUACAUCGCAGAACAUAAUAUCAUUGACCAGCGUGUAUCCGUAUGGGCACUCGUUGAGAAACCUGACUUGCAGGUGGCUGAUUCAGGUUCAUCUACCCAUGAUCGCUUGAUCCAAUCUCUGCACCAAGGUGGGAAAUUGCACCGUGUCAUGAGCGGUGGAGGUGGAUGGGGAAAGAAGCAAGGCCUUCUUUCGCUGGAUCCCGAAGUCUGCUUCUCGGGCACUGCCAACCGACACGAUCUUGUCGCAUUGAGUCAAGUUUUUGAUCCUGAUAUCACACAGUUGGACACACUCCCUUCUAUUGAUAAGGGGAUUACUGUAGAUGAUCUAUCUCUACUUUCACAGGUUGCUACCGCAGGUGAUUAUAUUCAGUUCUUUGUGUCGGUAGAACCGACUGGGGCACAGGGUAAAGUUUCGAGCAAUCAUGACUCGCAGGAAGAGCCUAUCAGCUAUCACUUUGGAAUGGUAGCUGAUUCUAUGGAACUUGAGACACAUGCCACGCAUGAGGACAGCAAUGGGAUCAUUUCUCUGCCUCGUACCUUUGGAGCAUUGUCCGAGAAGGCGAUUGCCUACUCGCAGCCCAUCAAAGGAGAAAUGGAGUCGGAGUCGUGCACGAAACUGGAUAUUCCAGGAUCUCGAGUUGUCCUCAAAACUCUGAAUAUUAUACAUGUCACAGAUGCUGUAGUCAUUACCUGUCCAGGUGGAUACGCCAAGACAUUACACGUGACCCAGAGAGGCCAGCAUGUUUGCCGUCGACCUCCAAGCCUCUGGAAUCUCCAUCCUCCCCGACCGCAUCCAACUGAGCUUGCCGACCUCGGGUGUUUCUAUUUCUUUUUAAAGCUCAAAUUACUCUACGAGAACCUCGUUGGGUCGUCUUUCAUCAAAAUGGCGACUGAACUUUGCCCCGUCUAUGCGCCCUUCUUUGGCGCGCUGGGCUGCACCUCCGCUAUUGUUUUCACCUGCUUCGGUGCCGCAUAUGGAACUGCUAAGGCCGGUGUCGGAGUUUGCUCCAUGGCGGUCCUCCGCCCCGACCUAAUCGUUAAGAACAUUGUCCCCAUUGUCAUGGCGGGUAUCAUUGGUAUCUACGGUCUUGUCGUGUCGGUCCUGGUCGCCAACGACUUGACCCAGCAGCUUCCUCUCUACACUGGUUUCAUCCAGCUCGGUGCUGGUCUGUCUGUCGGUCUGGCUGGUCUUGCUGCGGGCUUCGCUAUUGGUAUUGUUGGUGACGCGGGUGUUCGUGGAACGGCCCAACAGCCUAGACUGUAUGUCGGAAUGAUUCUGAUUCUCAUUUUCGCUGAAGUCUUGGGUCUGUACGGGUUGAUUGUUGCUCUUCUCAUGAACUCCCGCUCGAAAGCAAACUGCUAA
Molecule: messenger RNA, 2247 nt
Organism: Penicillium egyptiacum
Lineage: Eukaryota; Fungi; Ascomycota; Eurotiomycetes; Eurotiales; Aspergillaceae
Source: the annotation of a GenBank genome assembly